CAGGUGUUUAAAAACACAAAUAAAAGGAGGUUUCCUGUCAGUGUGCUGCUGCUGAGAGCCUGCCAGGGUUUAUUUCACACAUUGUCCUGACAUCUACAGUUGUGAGAUGGGAAAUCCUGAUCCUGCACAGAUGCCGGCGGAACCAAAACAAUCCAUUUUUACUGGAGUGGACCAUCUCCCUAUGGUCAACAACUUCCUCCACCACACCAGUGAAAUCACAACCAAGGAGCUGGUUGCUAGGCGAGGCCAGCCCUUCAAAAUCAGCCUCGGCCUGAGCAAACCCUUCAACCCGUCCCUGCACCCGCUCACCAUCACCGCAUUACUGGGAACAUCUGUCAGUGAGGACUCGGGGACCCUUUCAGUCUUCGGUAUCCCAGAUCCGGUCCGUUCAGCGUCAGCGAAGGCGGUGUGGAAGGUCGAGGAGCACAAAGACUCUUCUCCGCUGACGGGCAGCCUCCUCCUCAACAUCACGCCGCCGGCCGACGUCCCCAUCGGGGAGUGGUUGCUGACGGUGAAGCACCGGGACGAGGAGACGCUGCUGGGGACGCCGGUGGUGCUCUACAACCCCUGGUGUCCUGAGGACUCUGUGUAUCUGGAGGACGAUGCGGAGAGAAAAGAGUACGUGAUGAAUGAAGAUGGAACCAUCUACAGAGGAAGUCACAACUACAUCUCUUCUCUACACUGGGACUUUGGACAGUUUGAGGAGGACAUGGUGAUAAUCUGUAUGAAGUUACUGGAAGUCCACGAAGGCCAUGACUUGGCCGCUCGCUCUGACCCCAUCUACGUGGGCCGCGUGGUCUCCGCCAUGAUCAACAGUGAAGGUGACCAUGGCGUUCUGGAGGGUCGAUGGGGAGGUCCGUAUAUCGGCGGGCACCGGCCCUCCCACUGGGCCGGCAGCCACGCCAUCCUGAAGCGGUGGCUCACCAUCGACUGUCACCCGGUGAAGUACGGCCAGUGCUGGGUGUUCGCCGCUGUGAUGUGUUCAGUGAUGCGUCUGCUGGGCAUCCCGUGCCGCGUGGUCACCAACUUCGAGUCGGCCCACGACGUGAACAAGAGUUUGACCAUCGACGUGUUCCACGCAGACUACGGGGUCAGAGAGAAACCUUCCCUAGACAGCGUUUGGAACUUCCACGUGUGGACGGAGGGCUGGAUGAAGCGUCCAGAUCUGGGAGAGGACGGAAAAUAUGACGGCUGGCAAGUUCUGGAUCCAACACCACAGGAAACCAGCGAAGGUGUUUACUGCUGUGGUCCAGCCCCGGUCAAAGCCAUCCUCCUGGGAGAGACCGCCUUAAAAUACGACGUCCCGUUCGUCUUCGCGGAGGUCAACGCCGACUGUAUCGACUGGCUGGUCAAAAAAGACGGGACCCAUCAGAAAAUCUACUCUGACACUAAGAGAGUUGGUAAGAGUACGUCGACCAAAUCUAUCGACUCAAAGAAGAGGCUGGACAUCACACACACCUACAAACACAGCGAGGGAUCGGAGAAGGAGCGAGCUGUCUUCACAUACGCCAUCACCAGAGACUACACCAUCGAGGACGAGGAGCCAGAGGAGGAGGAAGAGGAGGAGGAAGAGGAGGAGGAGGAGGAGGAGGAAGUGAUGGAGGAGGAGAAUGAAAACAAUGAGGCGGAUGUUGCCGUGGAAGAAUCGGAGGGCCCAGAGCACGAAGAGACGGACGGAGAUGAUGAUGAUGAAGAUGAUGAGGAGGACACCGCUGAAGUAGAAGAAGUAGAAGAAGUCAUCGUCCCUGCUGGUCCUCCGCUCAUCAUCAGGUUUGAGGAGGUGAGCUCUCCAACAAACGGCAAGGAUGUGAAAUUGAAACUGGUGCUGGAGAGUAAGAGCAACAUCCCCAAGGAGCUGUCCAUCAUCAUCAGCGCCCAGGCCAUGACCUACAACGGACACGCCACCAUGAACAUCCAGUCGGAGGAGAAGCAGAAGACCCUGCAGCCGGGGAAAGUUCUGUCCGUCCCGAUCCGGGUCCCGUUCUCCGUCUACCAUAAACACAUGGUGGACGCCGACAGCAUGAAGAUCUCAGUCGUGGUCACGAACAAGAAGCAUCCAGAGAAAACGUACCUGGCCGAGGAGGACGUGGUGCUGCUGGACCCGCCCCUCAACAUCACAGUUCCAAAUAAAGUGAGAUUGUUCCGAAUGGCUCAAGGGGAGGUGAGCUUCUCCAACCCGACUAACGAGACGCUGACCGACUGCAACCUGACGCUCUCUGGGAGCGGCCUGUGGAGGGACGAGAUCGAAACCAAGCUUCCAGACUUGAAGAAAAACAACCAAGUACGUGUCCAAUUCCCCUUCUAUCCCUACAAGAGAGGGAAGAAGACCGUCACGGCCGACUUCGACUGUUCUGGCUUCAGAGACAUCAAGAAGAGCGUCACAGUCACCGUCAAGUAAAGUCUUGGUGUUGCUUAGAAAGAGUCAAAUCUGUUUACUAGAGCAGUAGUUCUCAACCUUUUUGAGUUGCGACCCCCAAUUUAACAUGCAUGUUGUCUG
Centropristis striata (black sea bass) is the source of this 2497-nucleotide messenger RNA. RefSeq names its product transglutaminase 8 (gene tgm8). Bases 107 to 2398 code for a protein of 763 amino acids. NCBI's taxonomy places the organism in Eukaryota, Metazoa, Chordata, Actinopteri, Perciformes, Serranidae. Gene Ontology annotation, biological process: peptide cross-linking. Gene Ontology annotation, molecular function: protein-glutamine gamma-glutamyltransferase activity. The transcript has 15 exons. The record is from RefSeq and is a predicted model, not a curated record.